Molecule: messenger RNA, 1500 nt
Organism: Bactrocera latifrons
Lineage: Eukaryota; Metazoa; Arthropoda; Insecta; Diptera; Tephritidae
Exons: 4
Coding region: 967-1431 (154 amino acids)
Source: RefSeq, a predicted model, not a curated record
UGCAACAUUACAAACAUAUUAACAAAUACUUUAUAGUAACAUAUAGUACAUUAAAUGUAGUAAAUAAUACAUUAUUAUUUUCCUAUUAUUAAUUUAGUUAAUACCGCUUUGAUUAUUUUACUAUCCCAGGUACAAUGCUAAGAUUGAGUUCUCAUAAAAAAUAAACUGAAAAUAAAUAAAUUCAAGAGACACUGCAUUGCUUUGUGUUGAAAUCCAACACACAUGACCAUGUUUCAAUUGUACAUAUGUAUAUGUAGUUCGUAUGUAUGAUUGUCUUCCAAUUCACUCAUUAUCAUCUUAUUGUUGAGUUGUUCUCAAAAUACAUUAUAAACCCCGGCAUCAUCGAUGUGAAAACGCAGAGGAAAAUUAUUGCUCCAUCACAUGCUUUAGUCAUCAACUCAAAGCAGCAACACAUAUUAGUUUCGCUUUUUCAUACCGUUCCUGAAAUAACAAAUACGCAAUACUGUGUUACUGCAUUGCCUGUUUCACAAUCAUUGCUAUUGUAUUAUUCGAACUUUGCGAUAUUUGCGCGUUGAAAAAGAGAGAAAUAUCUUCCAUCACCACCCUUUUAUGAUUCCCUAGGACAUUCGGUCAACAAUUAGCAAACGAUGCUUUUGAAGAAGAAGCAGCUUUCAUUUCAUGCGUGGUUGCUGUUUUACCGUUUAUGUGCCAUUUUUUCCUUAGCUCACGGUGCAGUGUUUCCAAUCAUCAUUAUUGAUAUUUAUUUACUUUCUAUAUAUAAUAUUUUCAAUACGAUGUACUAAAUUAAAUUGAAUUAACUAAUUGUCAAGUAUGGGAAGAGUUCAUAUUUUAUGUUGCCUUUUUCGGCAACUAAACCCUGAACUUUGAAAAUGGUAAAAAGUGAAAGCAUUCAUAGUUGAUUGAAGUCCACUGGGAAAGAAAUACUUUAAAUCAAAGAAAUUACAGCAUCUUGAGACAUAAAAGUUAUAAUAUUUAAACCGAAAUAUGAUCAAAAUUCUAUUCGUACUGGUGGCUUUCAUAAGCCCUCACUAUGUUUGUAGCGGUGAGCAAAGCGGACUUGUUAACUUUUGGUACACUUGCGAUUUCCAAAUGGAAUCCGAUAUGAAUGACCUGAGUGACGAAUGCCGUAAAAUAUAUAGCCAAAAAGCGGGCAAAAGCGAUGUCUAUGAACUCUAUAAAACCGAAGCGGAAAUUUUUUACAAAUUCCGAAAUAAAUUGGUGGAAUGCGAAAGCAAUGGCAAAACAUGCGCCUUAAGUGAUGGUCAAAGUGAACUGGAAAUGCCACUGCUAAUCGGUUAUGAUAUCAACAAACGUAUGCGUUUAUAUAAAGAAGCCGAAAUGAAUCAGUGUUACGUAGAGACCACUAAUAAUAUUGAAUUCAUAAAAUGCAUUAUAGAAACUCGCAAGAAACUAUUGGCCGCAUUAAAUCAGAACUGUUCCAGCAUGUGAGAGCGAUAUAUGUACGAAUGUAUAUUUAUGUAAAAUAUGACUAAAAAUAAAAAAAUUAAAUAAUUUUGA